AUUGUUCCUGACUCAGUAUUUCAAAAUUGGGAUCAGCUUGAUCGUUAUAUUAAAAUGUACGCAAAACAGAAUGGCUUUGUAUCAAUAAUUACUUGUUCUAAGUUUGAUGGGGCUACUCGUAGAAGAUGUAGAUAUGCUUGCGAAAAUCAAGGAAUAGGUCAUUUAAAGAAAACAGCUAUUGUGGAGAAUCAAAAACAAUCUCAAACAAAGUGGUUAGGAUUAAAAGAAGAAAUCAAAUAUUAUACUUCAAAAGGGUUAAAUAUGCGAAUGCAGCUUUCCUUACUUGAAGACAAAUAUUUGGAUAUCCUUUUUUUGCCACAAGAUUUGUUAUCUACAAUACAAUCCUUUAAGAAACAGAAUAAAGUUAUUAAUGAAGCUUUUAUUCUUUUAGAAACACUUUUUAAUAACAAAGCACAAGACCCAAAUUGG
Molecule: messenger RNA, 429 nt
Organism: Dentiscutata erythropus
Lineage: Eukaryota; Fungi; Glomeromycota; Glomeromycetes; Diversisporales; Gigasporaceae
Source: the annotation of a GenBank genome assembly